This is a messenger RNA of Bipolaris zeicola 26-R-13, 276 nucleotides long. RefSeq lists its product as uncharacterized. Bases 1 to 276 code for a protein of 91 amino acids. The record is from RefSeq and is a predicted model, not a curated record. The transcript has a single exon. Lineage: Eukaryota; Fungi; Ascomycota; Dothideomycetes; Pleosporales; Pleosporaceae.
AUGCUAUUCAACUCAUUCAUUUUAUUACUUUUAUCUAAUGCAAUUACACCAAGACGAGACAAAUCUAUACUUUAUUCAAGAGCAACUAUUACAAUUUUACUUAUAUCAGCUUUUAUAGCAUAUGAUAAUUUAUAUCUUUUAUUUUUAGCAAAUGGUGUAGGAAUAUUCGGUGGAUUAUUCCAUGUCACUGCUACUACAUAUUUUUUUCAUAUUUUUAUCUUUUUAAUAACUAGCGUUAUCUUAUUAUUAACUUCCUUCUACCCUAGAAAAGUUUGA